GUAAUGUUAUUUGGUUUUCAAAGUACUAAAAAAAUGAGUUCUUUUGAUUUUUUCAAUAGACUUGGAGUGUUUUGAUUAAUGGUGGUUCUUCUUCUAAUCACACUCUUGCAGAAGAUGGUGGUGAUGAUGAAUGUCUUUGAUGAGAUAGCAAAGGAGAGAGUGAUUCGCACAGUAGCUAGCUGUUCAGGAAUUACAACUAUUACAAUGGAUUCAAAAGAAGGGAAGUUAACGGUGAUUGGUGAGUUUGACGAAAUGCAGAUUCUCAAAAAACUCAAAAAGAGAUGGGAGAGUGCGAAAAUGGUGACAUUUGGCCCGUUCGAUCCGAAGAAGGAAGCGGAAACCGCUGCAGCUGCGGAAAAGAAGAAGAAAGAAGAAAGUGAACGUGAAGCUCUUUACCGGUCUCAGGCUUACCGUGAAAUUCCGGUAUGUCCUUCGCAUCAUCACACUACUAUUGUGUGCGAUCAUGAUCACGGCUGUAUAAUCUCUUAAUAUUUUCAGUAUGGUAAUUCUCUGAUUAGUUAGAAGUUACUUGUGUUAUUGAUGUAUUUAUUUCACUAUGAUAUUACUUGUGUUAAACUCAAGGAUUCGUAAUUA
Messenger RNA from Arabidopsis lyrata subsp. lyrata, 594 nucleotides. Its product is annotated as heavy metal-associated isoprenylated plant protein 15. The record is from RefSeq and is a predicted model, not a curated record. Lineage: Eukaryota; Viridiplantae; Streptophyta; Magnoliopsida; Brassicales; Brassicaceae.